AUGGAGGCCAGCUCGGCUGCGUCGCCGGACCUCUCGCUGCACAUCAGCCUGCCCAGCACUGGGCCGCCGACGGGCCCGGGGGGCGGCGGAGGCGGGCGCGGGCCUGUGGGCGGCGGAGGCGGGGAUCCCUGGAGGAGGCUGAACGGGUCCACGGCGUCCACGGAGCUGUCCUUGUCUCCGCCCCUCCUGGCCGCCGACCAGGAGGGCGCCGCGCUGCCGUGGCGGCACAGGCCUUCGUCGUCGGCUGCGGCGUCCUCGGCCGCCACCACGUCCGCCCAGGCCGCGCUGAUGACCAUGCCGAUGCUGCAGCCGCUGGACGCGGGUGUCGGCGGCGCGUCGGCGGCGCCGCCAAUCCGGGGGAUACCUAUCUACAACGGCGCCGGGGGCUUCCCGUUCCUGCCGCCGGCGCCUGGGGGAGGAGAAGGGCACCACCUCCCGAAGGUCGGGUUCUACAGCUACCACCAUCCGGCGGCGUGGCCCUCCUCCCUGGGAUCGACGUCGCCGUCCUCUCUCGGGCCGGGGCCGGCGCCACCCGCGAAUUCCUUCGACCCCACGGCGGCGUUCCUGUCGUCGGCCGCGCACCAUCGGAUGCUGUCGGCCUCCGGAAGACUAAACGGCAUGCUCUCCGACACCCUGCGUAGCUACGGCGCCCCCGGCGGCGGCGUCGGCAUGGGUCUCGGCGGACACCAUCAUCAUCUCCACGGCGCGCAGCCCUUCGGGCUGGGGUCCCGGUUCAUGCCCAAGCUCCCCGCCAAGCGCAGUAUGCGCGCGCCCCGCAUGCGCUGGACCAGCACCCUCCAUGCCCGCUUCGUCCACGCCGUGGAGCUCCUCGGCGGCCACGAGAGGGCGACGCCCAAGUCAGUCCUAGAGCUCAUGGACGUGAAGGAUCUGACGCUAGCGCAUGUGAAGAGCCAUCUCCAGAUGUAUCGAACCGUCAAGAGCACUGACAAGCCUGCGGCCUCAGGCCCGACCGACGGCGGCUCCGGCGACGACGACUUCCCCAGCGCCGGUGGCCAGGUCGGGUCCGGUGGCGACAACAACAUGUGCCCGAGGCCGUUCCCGGAGCACCGGUCCACCUCCGAGGGCGCGGCGAGCUCCGUCGGUGGCGGCGGCGACAUGGACCAGUCCUCGGCAGGGAACGCCAGCACCAAGUGGAGCAACUCCUCAAGGGACCCAUGGGUGUCAUCUAAUUCUUGCAACAUGGAUGCUCAUCGCUCCAUUGGACUGUCUUCUCCAAUGGAGAACAUGGAGCCCUGCAGAUCAACCGGCUCGCAAGUGUCGAACCACGAGCUGAGCAGCCCGAGCCUGGAGUUCACGCUGGGGAGACCGGACUGGCAUGGCGCGGAUCAUGACUAG
Molecule: messenger RNA, 1356 nt
Organism: Triticum turgidum subsp. durum (durum wheat)
Lineage: Eukaryota; Viridiplantae; Streptophyta; Magnoliopsida; Poales; Poaceae
Source: the annotation of a GenBank genome assembly